Molecule: messenger RNA, 2433 nt
Organism: Schizophyllum commune H4-8
Lineage: Eukaryota; Fungi; Basidiomycota; Agaricomycetes; Agaricales; Schizophyllaceae
Exons: 9
Coding region: 1-2433 (810 amino acids)
Biological process (GO): nuclear division
Cellular component (GO): nucleus; cytoplasm
Molecular function (GO): mRNA binding
Source: RefSeq, a predicted model, not a curated record
AUGCUCGCAGACCACGGGAGAGGCUGGAACUUUCUUGUCACUGGAGCGUACCAGCAGGUCAUGAUCACCCGUGGAAUGAUCCUCAAGGACUGUCCCAUCCAGCAUCGCGCAACCAUCAAGGUCGCGCGGUCCGAGAUCCUCGACUCGCCCACGAGCAAGCCGCAGCUGAAGGCUGAUGUCCGUCUCCGCCUCGAUGAAAUCGCGUCGCAGACCAUGGCGCACAUCGCCGUCGUCAACAGCCCGAACAACAAUCGCACGCCCCCCGACGGCAUCUCCGCGGCCGCGGGGUGGUCCGGUCUCGAGACGGAGCGCGUCUGCGAGCUCGUCAUCACCGGCCAGGGCGAUUCCGUGGAUCUCGCACGCGUCAGGCUGCUUGUCAUGCUCGAUGAACUCAGCGGUCUACACUCCGAGGCCUGCGAGAUCGAGUAUAACCUUCAUCCUAUCGUCGCCGGGCGCAAGCGCAGCAUGCUACAAUCUAUUCAAGAAGAAACGGCAACCAACAUCUAUCUUCCGUCUCCCCUCCAGGGUCUUGUCGGUCCGGACCUCCUCAACCCUGCGAGCCCCUCCAGCGCGCUGAGGAAUAACAAUGUGAUCUGGAUCACGGGCGAGUUCUUUGGCGUCCAGAGGGCGCGAGACAUGCUUCUCCAAGUCGCUGCUUCGAAGCCCCAGUCUAUCAUCUCGCGCGACACUGCCAUCCUCCCUCGCAAGCUGGAUUGGAUGGUCACCGACCGCGCUGAAGAUUUGAAGGCAAUUAUGAGCGACAAUGGCACCUUCAUUCAGUUCCCGGCUCUGGGUAGCUCGACCAGUCUCAUCACCGUUUACGGUGAUCACAGGGUCAGCGUGCAGCGCACCAUUCGUUCUAUCAUGCAGCUGGCAUGCCAGUAUUACGUUGGAUCAUUUUGGUUGCUGCCGGUGCAAUUCAACGCCUUACUGCCUCCGACCUUAAACGCGUCGCAAGUGUCGUCUAUUUUGAAGCAGAUAUCGAUGGCGACUGGCGCGGAAGUUGUUUUCAAGGGCAUGUGCUUCGAGGUUCAUGGACUCGAGUUUGAGGUCCGCCAGGGUAUCUCGAUGAUCAUGGAGUUAGAGCUCGUCAAGGCUUUCCACCACGAGAUACGCUUCCAGAUUGAACUUGCCAACGAGCACCGCGAGUUCAUUAGCGGCAAAAAGAACGGCAAGAUCAACAAGAUCAUGCAGUCGGCCAACGUGAAAAUCAAGUUUGAAACGUUCAAUGAUCACAACUUCCUUAUCGACAUCGCUGGUCCGGAUGGCUCAAUUCUCAAGGGCUUGACGUUGCUGCAGGAGGAACUGCCUGCAGAAAUCUCCUUCCACGUUCCUGAAGGCUACCACAAGCGCAUUAUCGGCGUUGGUGGACGGAGUAUACAGCGUAUCAUGAAGAAGUACGGCGUCUAUGUCAAGUUCUCGAACGCCGAGGAGUUCGCUGCUCUGGGCGGCUACAACGACAACGAGGAUAACGUCGUGGCGCGUACGCCUGCGAAGAAUGCAAACAACCUGGAGCACCUCAAGCAAUCCGUCAUGGAACUCGUCAAUCCCAAGGAUAAGGACUACGUAAAUGAGACGGUGUCCGUUCCGCGUCGGUACCAUCGCACGCUCCUCGGCGAGAAGAGCAUCUUCAUCCAUGACAUCGAGGCGAAGACCAACUCGCGGUUCCGCUUCCCGGACAAGGAGACUGCGUCAGACGUCAUCACAAUCUUCGGCCCAGAGAGCCAGGUGCAGAUCGCCAGCGCAAUGCUUUUCGAUCAUGUACCCUUCGAAGCCGACAUGGCUGUCCCGCCCAGUCCGGAUCUGUAUCUUGUCGUUCAGUCGCCCGACUUUGCUGCCCUCGUCGAGCGCAUCAAGCGCGACUUCCAGGUGGCCAUCACGCCCAACGUCAAGCCAUGGUCGAACGGCGUUUCGGAGGCGUCCGGCGACAACACGUUCAAGUUCCGCUGUCAACGCAGCAACAGCGACUUCCUUGCGGCGGCGCGCGAAAUGCUAGAGCAGUUCCUGCUCAACCACAACGUGCACAUCUACCCUUCCGCCACGGCGCAUACGCACAAGCGCGGCGACUCGUUCGCGGAGGCGUUCCCGCACUUUGACAGCAAGCUGCUUUCGGCGCAUAGGACGAGGCAUACUGUCGCAGAGUCGGCAGAUCUCGGUCGGCCGUCUGAGCUGCAGGCCCAAGAUCGUAGAUUACGGAUGGCGAGCUCGUCGCCGGAUGUGAAGGCUGCGUUCAAGGGCAUGGGCCACGCGACGCAUGUCUCCUCGGCUUCGCACCAUUAUAGCUCGCCAUCGUACAUCUACAGCAUAGAUGCUGGCGACGAGUCGGUCGAUUAUGGUGUACCGCUCGACUAUAGCGGUGUACGCAAUUCGCUGGAGUAUUGGACGCCAUUGCCACCCAUUGUACGUGUUGCCGCAAUGUCAGACCUAUUAUAA